Messenger RNA from Athene cunicularia (burrowing owl), 1526 nucleotides. RefSeq names its product REC114 meiotic recombination protein (gene REC114). The transcript has 5 exons. The annotation marks the transcript as partial. Lineage: Eukaryota; Metazoa; Chordata; Aves; Strigiformes; Strigidae. The record is from RefSeq and is a predicted model, not a curated record.
ACAUCACGGACUAUAUUCUGUGGAAGUGGAUGUGAAAGCUGCUGUGAAGACACAAAAUCUGAGAACCUUCCUAAGGAGGGCUUCUCAUUAAUUGAUUCCCACAAGUGGCUAAAGAUAGUAAGAAGAGCAGACUGCCUGCUGCUUCGUGCACAGUCAAAGAAUGAAUGCCGCAUGUUUCGUGUUCAGUUUGGUGGAGAUUCAAAAGAACAGAUGCUGGAACACUGCUGCAGUUGCGUUCAGAAACUUGCAGAGUACGUACCGGUUCAAGUAACUGAUGAACAAAGCCAGAAUCUCUAUCACAGUCUCAGUCAGCUGCCUAGUGGUGACAACGAAGUGAAGGACACUGAACAAAAUACAUCAGUACUAUAUAUGCCAGAUGAGCCUCUACCAGAUUCCUGUACAAGCCUUGGAGAUAGACUAUCUGUAACACAGCUAGCACAGUCUGUGCUGAAAAAGAAGUCUGAGCUCCCCCUUGUGUAUCAGCAUGCAGCGUGGCGUGCACAGGAGCUGGGGCCCUUCAUUCGCUUAUGUCUCAUGGAUCAGAAUUUCCCAGCUUUUGUGGAAGAUGUGGAGAAGGAAUUGAAAAAAAUCACAGAAGGUUGAGAAAUACCAGCUUACUGCCACUGGAAUACACACUCCAGUAUACCCAGCACUUGGGAUACACAAACUUACGUGUGAUUAAAUACUUGAGAAAGUCUCACACGAUUUUUUUGUCAGUGUUUUAUUUUUAAAAACAGGUGAAUCCACUUUUUAUACAUCAUUGCACUUCAACAAAUACACAGAACACAAGUUCAUGCAUCUACAGUUACGCACAUCAUGAGAACCCUGUUAGGUCUAUUUCUACAAUCUUUAAAUCAUGAGAAAUUACAGUGUCAAACUAAAGAGUAUAACUAGUUGCAUAGAAUAUCACCAUGCUGUAACAUUUCAUCAUUUAAACAAAAACAAAAAAAAAGAAAAUUAUAAAAGUUUGCCUGAAUUGAAUGUACAAGAAUAUGUUGAACACAUCAGUGCAAAAGGAUUUGAGAAUUUACAUGAGUUAACAAAAAAAAAAAAUCACUUAAAAAGCAAUCAUAUAUAUAUAUAUAUUUAUAAACUGAAGUUUUGUUUUUGUUUUCAACUGCAUUCCACCACCACGUCGAAGCGUUCCAGCUUUUGAAGUCUGAUUAUAGGACACCCAAGUCUCUCUAUAUAGGUUAAGCCCUUAAAAUAAUUUCAAUUUAUAUUACUUCUCUAAGUACCAGAACAGUAUAAUUCUCUCAUCUUUCAGACAUACAGUAAGGAAUGAAUAUCAGCAGCUUAAAAAUGAAACACAAUUACUGUAGUUUGGUUUUCCCCCUCCCCCCAAAUAUAAAUAUAUAUUGUAUAUAUUUUUAAGUUUUGCUGUACUUUACAAAAAGUAUCACUAGAUGGCAGCAGUGCGUUUUAGAGCUUUGCCAAUUUUAACAGCUACAGGAAGUAAAAAAUGGCGCAUGCGUGAUCUGACUUACUACUACUAAUGUUUAAAUAGAUUAAGGAAAAAAAAAAAA